ACGAAUUCCAAUGAGACUAUACGUGUUACAGUGUCGGGACAGACCAGCCUUUCCGAAUAUUCACAAAUUAUAGGCUUACGUAGGUUAAAUUUGUAUUAGGAUAUCUAGUAAUUAAGAAACAAACGGCGUUCACGCGGUCUGUAGUCGUCUCAUCUGUAUUUCAUGACUUUGGGCAAGGUGCAUUAUUCACAUAUGGUCUCCACGUUCGUUCUUCUUCUUUACAGUCUGUGUAUGAUGCUUGACCAGAGAGUAGCAGAAGCUUCGGGUCCAACAGGGCCGCUCCAGUACCGCACUUAGCCCUCUCCGCGCACUAACUGACGUGUUUUGCGCAUUUCCUGGACCAGCCUUCAGACACAUACAGUCGGGAGAAAAAGAGGCAGGUCUGCAGGAAACUGAGUACCGACGGACAAACAAGAAUCCUGGGAGAAGCAAGUGAGAACGGAACCAUUGAAAACACUCCUUCUCCUGUCAGGAGCGCAUCGAAAGACGCUAUUGCGGAGAUAACUUUCCUCCCAAUGCGUGGAGGAGACACGUCCAGGGUUCCAGCCAGUCGAUGGAACGGGCUGCUCACCCCGAGGAGAUAUUUCACCCCCAGCAUAUAUUUCUGGCAUGUUUUGAGGUGUGGAAUGCUGGUCGUGUCGCUGCUGAUACGCUGUAGCUCUGUCUUUUCGCUCCAACUUGGAUUGCUGACUGCCUACAGGGUGUUUGGACAGCUUCAAGAUCACAUGCAGGUUGUCCGUAGGUCAUAGCAUUAGAUCCCCUCUACCUUCUACACAUUGCAUGAAGAUCCACGAGGACGAGGAAGGGCAUUUCCCGCUAUCUCAUAAAUAAAAACAAUCCCGAAAACAAACCGGUGGACCGUGACAUACACUGGUUGAAUAAUUAACUAGGCGCUGAAGUGGAAUAUUGUUACUAAAGCUCUCGAAAGUGGCCAUGGUGGUUUUUAACGGUCUGCUGAAAAUUAAAAUAUGCGAGGCUUUGGACCUGAAGCCUACAGCUUGGUCUUUGAGACACGCAGUCGGACCCAAGACUCAAACCUUUCUGCUGGACACGUACAUCGCCCUUAACGUAGAUGACUUUCGCGUGGGUCAGACUUCGACCAAGCAGAAGACCAACAGUCCCGCCUGGCACGAUGAGUUUGUGACGGAGGUGCACGACGGCCGUAAGAUUGAGCUGUCGGUGUUUCAUGAUGCGCCGAUUGGCUACGACGACUUUGUAGCCAACUGCACUAUUCAGUUCGAGGAACUGCUGCAUAACGGCAGCAAACACUUCGAGGAUUGGAUAGACUUGGAGCCAGAGGGAAAGGUCUUUGUCAUUAUCGACUUGUCUGGAUCAUCCAGUGAAGCUGGAGGCUGUGAGAAUGAGGAGCGUGUGUUCCGAGAACGCAUGCGUCCCCGGAAGAGGCAGGGAGCUGUCCGGAGAAGAGUGCAUCAAGUCAACGGGCACAAGUUCAUGGCCACCUACCUGAGACAGCCCACCUACUGCUCACACUGCCGUGACUUCAUCUGGGGUGUAUUAGGAAAGCAAGGUUAUCAGUGUCAAGUGUGCACCUGUGUAGUUCAUAAACGCUGCCAUGAACUGAUCAUCACUAAAUGUGCAGGUUUGAAGAAACAGGAGGACACCGCAGAGGAGGUGGGAUCCCAGCGUUUUAGCGUCAAUAUGCCUCAUAAAUUCAGUAUUCAUAACUACAAAGUCCUCACAUUCUGUGACCACUGCGGUUCAUUACUGUGGGGCCUGCUGCGGCAAGGGCUUCAGUGUAAAGUUUGUAAGAUGAAUGUGCACAAGCGUUGUGAAAUUAAUGUAGCUCCUAACUGUGGAGUGGACGCCAGGGGCAUCGCUAAGGUGCUGUCUGACCUUGGAGUCACUCCAGAUAAACUCUCCGGCAGCGUCCAGAGAAGAAAAAAGAUCUCUCAGGGUCCAGAUCCACACCCCUUACCCAUAUCUCCCCUGUUAGAAGAAGACCGAUCCAAGUCUGCGCCCACAUCACCAUGUGACCAGGAUUUAAAGGAUCUGGAGAACAUCAGGAAGGCACUUUCGUUUGAUCACCGCAGUGAAGAGCUGAAACAGGCCUCAGAGGGGGUCUCAGAGGAGACGGGGGAGGCCAGAGAGAAUGGAGAGGUGAAGACGGUUCAGGCCAAAAGGAUGAUGCUGGAAGACUUCUCCUUCAUCAAAGUGCUUGGAAAAGGCAGCUUUGGCAAGGUGAUGCUGGCUGAGUUAAGAGGCACUGAUGAAGUUUUUGCUGUGAAAGUGUUGAAGAAAGACGUUAUCCUUCAGGACGAUGAUGUAGACUGCACUAUGACUGAAAAACGCAUUCUAGCACUGGCCAGAAGACAUCCUUAUCUUACCCAACUCUACUGCUGCUUUCAGACUAAGGACCGUUUGUUCUUUGUUAUGGAAUAUGUGAACGGUGGAGACCUGAUGUUCCAGAUACAACGAUCACGCAAAUUUGAUGAAGCUCGUUCCCGGUUUUACGCUGCUGAAGUGACCUCAGCCCUCAUGUUCUUGCACCACAAUGGGGUCAUUUACAGGGAUUUGAAACUAGACAACAUUCUGUUGGAUGCAGAAGGUCACUGUAAGCUGGCAGACUUUGGCAUGUGUAAGGAGGGAAUCCUGGAUGGCAUCACAACCACAACAUUCUGUGGCACACCAGAUUAUAUUGCCCCAGAGAUCCUGCAGGAGCUUGAGUAUGGUCCGUCCGUGGACUGGUGGGCUCUAGGUGUGCUGAUGUAUGAGAUGAUGGCCGGACAGCCUCCUUUUGAAGCAGAUAACGAGGAUGACCUUUUUGAGUCCAUUCUCCAUGAUGACGUCUUGUAUCCUGUUUGGCUCAGCAAAGAGGCUGUCAGUAUUCUUAAAGCGUUCAUGACAAAGAGCCCCAGUAAGCGGUUGGGUUGUGUAGUGUCCCAAGGACUGGAAGAAGCUAUUAAAGUGCAUCCAUUCUUCAAAGACAUCGACUGGGUACUUCUAGAACAGAGGAAGGUCAAGCCGCCAUUCAAGCCACGUAUUAAAACCAAAAGGGACGUCAACAAUUUUGACCAGGACUUCACCCGUGAGGAACCGGUGCUCACUCCAGUGGAAGACGCCAUCAUCAAGCAAAUCAACCAAGAAGAGUUCAAGGGUUUCUCUUAUUUUGGAGAAGAGACCCUGUCUUAAUACUAAAACCUCCAUCUCCUGAGCUGUACUUUGCACACAUGUGCGCUGUGAACGCUGUGAAAGCCUAUGAGCUCACCGUAGAUCUUCAUUUACCAAGAAUUUGAUGCUUUAAAUGAAAAGUAGAGAGUUAGGCUUUACAAUCUUUCCUGCUGACAACACACACAACAGAAUAUCACACAUUUUCACCGAAUGGAACUGAAAUGAGUAGACCUUAUUUAACGUAUGUAAAAUAGAGAGUUGUACCUAGAGGAGCUGAUGAGACAUCACUAAAGCAGCUAAGUAGAUCUAAGAAUUUUGGGGACGGUCAUUUUAUGUUCAUUUCUUCUCCCAUAAUGCAGUGUAUCAGGGUAAUGGUACCUCUGGAGUCAACACAUCUACACUAGAACUGCUUUGAAAUGCAAACAAAAAAACAAUAGUAUAGAACCAGUGAAUGUAUUGCAGGUGUGAUGCUAAUGAACGUAAGAAUUGGGAGUUUUAAAGCACUCAGCAUUGGGAUUGUCCCAUAAUGGGCUGAUAGCCAGAGACUUGGUAGUAUUGGAAAGGUGAUGCACAGACUCAGAACUGCCUUUCUUGAGACCACUGCGCCAUUUCCAUUUGCAACAGCAGUGUUGACAUAUACCCGUGUUACAAAAAACAUGUGUUGUGUGUGUGCACAUAUAUACUGGAGAGUAAGGUUACAAAAGGUCCCUUUUUAAUGUUUCUUUGUGUAUGUGUGAAUGUGUGUAUGUGUGUGAUUUUUUUUAUGAUAUUACUGGAUUAUUGUUUUGUUGCUGGUUUCUUUACAGUGCAACAAAACCUAUUAUUGUAAACGGGUCAGGACAGUAGCCAACCAUGUCUCUACAGUUCUAAAUACAGUACAUGUCCUGAUUACCCCGAUUGUUAGGCUGUGAACUUUGGAAAUAGACUAAUCAUCUAAUGCAUGGUUAUGCCUAUGAUAUUCUUGUGUGUUGUUAGACAAUGAGAAACUGUUAUGUGCAAUAUUCUGUGUGUGUGCGUGUGUGUUGGUCUAGCGUUACAAUUUUUUUGUCUCCGUUUCAACUUCAGAUUCUGUUUCUCUGAUUUUUACUGUUUCCUACAGUCUUCUACAUCCUUGGUCUUUCAUGCACUCUAGUCAGACAAGACAAAAAGUUGAGGUCUUGUGGCAAAAAUGUCAAAUGCAUACAAAUGAUCUUCCAUUCUGAAUAUAGCACAACUGCAGUACUCCAGAAUUGCUCCCAAUCUGAUACCUGUCACAUUUUGAUGGCAUAUAAUGUUAGAAUUUGAUUAUUAACAAUACAAUGAAAACUUUGCGCAAUUGUACUUCAUUCGAAAUUUUAAACAUAAUCUUUAUUUUAUUUAUUUAUUAUUUUCACUUGCCACA
Molecule: messenger RNA, 4510 nt
Organism: Danio aesculapii
Lineage: Eukaryota; Metazoa; Chordata; Actinopteri; Cypriniformes; Danionidae
Gene: prkceb
Product: protein kinase C, epsilon b
Exons: 15
Coding region: 934-3150 (738 amino acids)
Biological process (GO): protein phosphorylation
Molecular function (GO): ATP binding; diacylglycerol-dependent serine/threonine kinase activity
Source: RefSeq, a predicted model, not a curated record